Molecule: messenger RNA, 3789 nt
Organism: Suillus fuscotomentosus
Lineage: Eukaryota; Fungi; Basidiomycota; Agaricomycetes; Boletales; Suillaceae
Product: RNA dependent RNA polymerase-domain-containing protein
Exons: 15
Coding region: 487-3789 (1100 amino acids)
Biological process (GO): siRNA processing
Cellular component (GO): nuclear RNA-directed RNA polymerase complex
Molecular function (GO): RNA-directed RNA polymerase activity
Source: RefSeq, a predicted model, not a curated record
GACCAAGAUUUCGAAGAUCAGCGAAUGUCUGAGCGUGAUUCAAAAAUUAUACUCCGGUCCGGGCAAGCGAGACGAGAGCGCUCUGACAGAAUCUUCUCGCCAUCAUGAUAUGUAACCGAGUCUCGGGCUCACUCAGGCUACCCAUCCGCGUUUAGCCAGGAACUUGAAGGAACACCAUAGCAAGUCCCAGAAGGCGUUCGCGCUGCACUCGUGGAGUAAUGGAAGCUUUGCUGAACCAAUACAAGCCUGGACCUUACGGCACAUCUAAACUUGAUUGGCACCCAGAUUGUAUACCUUUGGUUGACAGCUGUUGGUAGGGGUUCGGCCUCGCAAUUGGAAAGAGUUUAUCAAGACCCUGGUUCAUCGAUAUCAUUACUCCUUGUUCUAAAAUUCCCUCAAAAUUUUCCCCAGCAUUUUGAAUCACGAAUCAAAAAUGGACCCUAAGACUGUGGUGAGUGCGUUCGCUCAGCGUGCAUCGAGAUCAUCAUGGCCUCCCAGGUGGUGUAUGAAUCGUCGGACGACGGUGAGUACUCAAAUGGCUGGGACGACUUCAAGAUGCAAGUAGAAGCUUUAGAAAUCUCGCAGUCUCCAACUCAACCAUUGGCAAAAGUCCUUGGAGAAAAACUUUCUAUAUCGCAGAAGAUAACGCUUCAAGCGCCUAGGGCGGAUAUGCGUUUACGAAGACGCGUGUCGCGUGAUGAGGAGAUGCGUGAGAUCGAUGAAGUAGCCCAAAGAUUGAUGGAGUCGGACAGUGAUUCCGGGUCGGCACCGUCGACCGAACAAUCUUCACUGUUCUCGAGUCGCACGACCUCGAUGUCAUCCGUUGGAUCCACGGGCCUGAAGCGUGCACCAGACUGCUUGCUGCCUCCUCCACCAGCGGUUAAACGCAAAGUCUCACCAUGCGCACCAGUUGUGAAUCUGCCACAAGGAAAAAAUCGAAAACGCAGGUCCCCCGAGUUCGGUGUUGAAUUAGAUGUCGCCCACAUUGCCCACUGCGAGGAGGCUCAGGUAGUCCUUGAUCGACAUGAACUCGCCUGGGGAACGAUUUUCGAACUAGCACGAGGUGUCACUCGUGGCAUGUGGACAUUCCAAGACAUGACGGAGCAUCGUCUACGAAAACUCAAAGGUUCAAAUGUUCAAUCUGCCUGGAAAGUCACUACCGUCAUGGCAGACAAAGAACCACCUGCGAUGGGAACGCCAUCAGAGCUUUGGCUCGAAUACGAUCGGGAGCAGCUCGCGAUUGUCGAAAACAAAGGUCGCGGUUUGGGAACUAUGGGACAAUGGGAGGGAAAAGACCAUUGGUACGGAGGGAAGAUACAGCAAGUUGCACGUGUCGUGAAAGCUGGAACGUCUUUCAAAUUCGAACUCGAGAAACCAGAGAUUCGGAGAUCGCAUCGCUUUGCUCGGUUCUUGGGGUCUCGGCGCAUCAUCCAAGUCCGCGUGCCAGAUAACCUUACGUAUGAUAAAGUCGGCUCGGCACUUCGGGAAUUCCUGAUAUCAAGCAAAUUUGUAUUGUGUGGCCGCGUCUUCGUACCCUUCCAUGCUAAGGAAGGGAGCAUGUACCUUAUGGAAACGAACCAGAACAUUGAUCGGAAAACGAACCUCGGCGACGGCGACAGUCACAGAUUGUCACUCUACCAGUUUGUGAAGUGGCACAAUCCUCUGGCGUUGAAUUCGAUGCAGCCCAUCAGCAAGUGGUCUACACGAUGGGCGCUUGGCCUAUCAACGUCGGUGCCAACAAUUGAAUUCUCUCCGGAAAAUAUAAUCUUCAUUGCUGACCAACAUGCUGUGGACUGUGGCAAGGGAAAGCCCCCAGCUGAAAAAAUCAUGACCGAUGGGUGUGGUUACAUCAACGGUUCGGCCUUGACGGCCAUCAUGCGAGUAAUGAAGUAUUCGAGUAGACCGACCGCCGUGCAAGGACGUAUUGCUGGUGCCAAGGGAAUGUGGGUUCUGCACCCAGAUCCCGUGCACCAGAUCACCGAUGGACCGCCGAAAAUUUGGAUACGUGACUCACAGAAUAAGAUCAAUCUUGGCUCGCUACACAACGUCGAUAGCGCACAUAGGAUUUUCGACCUCCUUGCGCCAUCUCGGGUAACCGGGCCAAGCCGUUUGUCGAGCCAGACACUCGUCAACUUGGCACAUGGUCGUGUUUCCCUUUCUGUUUUAAAGGAGCUCAUGGCAGAUGGGCUUCACGAGGAGGUCCGUCAGCUGACAGAAUGGAGCGGACCGGACAGCAUGCUUAUGGUCUGGCGAGCUGUGGAGCAAGCCGGCCGUGUUGUAACAUCGAGGCUGCGGCGGCGCAUUGCUGGCCAGGCACGAGCACUUGGUCUUGGCCAACUCCGACCCAACGAGGAGCCUGCUGCCGGGAUUGAUGAUUGUGACGAUGUUGCAGUGAACCCAUCGCUGCAUGACUCGGCUAAUCGGGGACGCAAUCCUUACAGCGGUGAACCGCUGACUCUACACGAGACGGUCCUUGAACUACUGCAGGCCGGUUUUCAUCCUCUUAAGCUUGACCAACUUUUUUCCAAACUUGAGUACGUGGUGACCCAAGUCCUCGACGAGUACAUCGAGAAAUUCCACAUCCCGGUCAAGGAGUCUUUGGAAGCAUAUAUCAUACCGGAUCCAUAUGGGGUCCUUGAGGAGGGGCAGAUAUAUUUUCGCUCUUCAGAACUCAUCACCGACCCCGAAAGCGGAACCCAGAUGGAUAUCGUGACCGGUUCUGUUCUGGUAUGGAGGAAUCCCACAAGACUGCCCUCUGAUAUCCAGAAGGUCACUGCCGUCAGCCACCCAAAAUUGGCUAAUUACUUCGAUGUCAUUGUGUUCCCUGUGAAGGGGGAGCGCUCAUUGGCAAGCUACUUGGGUGGAGGAGAUACGGUCACAUUGGUCUGGUCCAAACGUCUUGUUGAAAGUUUCAAUACCGCUCCGCUGUGUACGGCGCCCGCAAGUUUGAGUGACGACUUUGAGCGAGAAGUUGAACACGUUGAGGAUUUUGACCUACGAGUAUCCAAACUCACUGCAAAGGAGGCUCAAAUCGCGUUCCAGAAGGUCCUUCUUCUUGGACUCGCGGAAACAAAAAUCGGAUUAUAUUCGAAGUUCCAUGAUCUCGCUGUGUUUACCACCUGCCUCGAUGCGAGCAAGACGGGGCUGCGGGUUAAACCCCACGUCUUCGAGGCAGAUCGCAAGUCUUGUGGUAAACGCAAGCCCUACUAUAUGGCCGCUCUUGAACAGAACAUCGAGGGCUCGACUCCGUACAUCCUGGAUGCCCUUGUUGAUGAGGGCCGUCGCCUCCGUGACGAUUUCCUCAAACAUUAUUCCGUCCUCCGGAGUUCUUCCACUAAUACGGCAGACCGCGACCUCGCUUCACCUUACCUUUCUACGUCUCGUAGGGCAACACAAGCUUCGCACAAAGGUUUUCAAAUUCUGCAAGACAACUUAAAUGAUGUCAAAGUUCAUGUCCAGAGAGUACAUGGAGAGUGGCAAGUCGCUGUUGCUCUCCAGAAGAAGGCUUCAGAAGGGAAGGGGUCUUCGGAUCCCAGGACACGAGCGAUCCAAAAGACAGCUCAACACUUUGCGCGGCGACCAGAGGUUUUAUUUUUUUCCGACGAGGAACUCAAAAUCAUCAUGGCAUCCUAUGCAUACAAUCUAAGUGUCGCCUUCGCAGAUCUCUGCGCCAUCAAGGCACGAGUUCAAAGUGGUGUGCUUUUUGCAGAUAGAUUUGCAGAGGUGAUGUGUAUACCUAACAAUGUCUUACGAGCUCUUUCACAAGCACAGGAUGACGCGGAUGAUUGA